AUGCUGUGCGUGCCGCUUGGGCCGCCUAACUUAGAGUUGGUCCACUUCCUCUUUUGUGCAGCGGACUGGAUCAUCCGUAAGAGCUGCAGAAGGGGUUCGCAGGAAAGGGGAUUUCCUACGCCCGACAGCAUUAUGGCGGCUGAACCGUGCCAGCGUGGAAAGCCGCAGGCGGCGGUCAGCGGCCGCUUUGACAAAAAAGAUUCUGGAAGAUAUGCUAAUAAACCGAGGCGAUUUCUUAUGACGACUCUAUUCCAUCGACGGGACAUUGUUAUCACCCUCGCCCUAAUCGUCGCUUUGGUUACCAUCCAACCUUCAAUUCUUGUUGCUGCCCAACGUGGUGAGCGAACAUGCAUGCUAGAAGAUGGGAGGGUGCUGCAGCCUGGAGAAGUGAUGGAACAGUCACGCUCUUGCAUGGCCUGCAUCUGCAACGGCGAUACAGGAGAGGUGGACUGUGAACGCCAGAAUUGCCCCGAUCUCGACUGCGGUCCAGAGGGGACGCAACCAGCAGAACCCGGGGAGUGUUGUCCUCGUUGUAGACGUAAGCUUCAAGCCAUUCGAAAAACAUUUAAAGUGAACCAUCCCCAGUGA
Messenger RNA from Rodentolepis nana, 588 nucleotides. Lineage: Eukaryota; Metazoa; Platyhelminthes; Cestoda; Cyclophyllidea; Hymenolepididae. The record is from the annotation of a GenBank genome assembly.